AUGGCUGCAAUAGAUUUUAAAACCCUAAAUGAUGUUGAAGUUACAGACUUUUUUAAUUCCUUUGAUAUUGUACUUACUGACUGUGAUGGUGUACUUUGGAUAUAUAUGAGUCCUUUACCAUAUGCUGUAGAAGUAAUAAAUUGUUUUCAAUGUGUUGGAAAAAGAGUUUUUUAUGUUACUAACAAUAGUACAAAAACUAGAGAAGAAUUUGUACAGAAAUGUAAAUUAUUAAAUUUUGAAGCAACAAAAGAAGACAUUUUGUGUACUGCAAAUUUGUCUGCUUGUUAUUUACAAGAUAUGAAUUUUAAUAAAAAGACCUAUAUUAUAGGAUCAGAAGCUAUUGCAAAGGAAUUAAGUGAGGUUGGUCUUUCAAGCAUUGGAGUGGGACCAGAUCCUGUUAAUACAAAUGUUCCUUAUAAUACAUUUAAAAAGGAUCCUGAAGUGGGUGCAGUUAUAGUUGGUUUUGAUGAGCACUUUAGUUAUCCCAAGAUGGUAAAAGCAGCUUCUUAUUUAAGUGAUCCUAAUGUUCAUUUUAUUGCAACAAAUACAGAUGAAAGGUUUCCUGUUGCAAACAGUGUUGUCAUACCUGGUACUGGAACUUUGGUACGAUGCAUAGAAAGUUGUUCAGAGAGACAAGCUGUGGUAAUAGGUAAACCAGAGCGUUAUUUAGCAGACAUGCUGAUAAAACGAUUUAAUGUCAAUCCUAAACGUACAUUAAUGAUUGGUGAUCGGCAUAAUACAGAUAUACUAUUAGGAACUCGGUGUGGAUUUAAAACAUUAUUAGUUCUAACUGGAAUUAAUACUUCUGCAGAUAUAAGUAAGUGGAAACAGUCAGAAUGUGCAGAGGAGAAGGACUUCAUUCCUGAUUAUUACAUUGAUGGAAUUGGCGAUCUUUUACCUUAUUUACAAAGAUUCAAAAAUAAAUGUGCAAUGCAAUGUGCAUAA
Molecule: messenger RNA, 945 nt
Organism: Dufourea novaeangliae
Lineage: Eukaryota; Metazoa; Arthropoda; Insecta; Hymenoptera; Halictidae
Product: phosphoglycolate phosphatase-like
Exons: 4
Coding region: 1-945 (314 amino acids)
Cellular component (GO): cytoplasm
Molecular function (GO): phosphatase activity
Source: RefSeq, a predicted model, not a curated record